Falco peregrinus (peregrine falcon) is the source of this 671-nucleotide messenger RNA. Its product is annotated as C-C motif chemokine 3-like. Gene Ontology annotation, cellular component: extracellular region. The transcript is spliced from 3 exons. Gene Ontology annotation, molecular function: chemokine activity; CCR chemokine receptor binding. Lineage: Eukaryota; Metazoa; Chordata; Aves; Falconiformes; Falconidae. Gene Ontology annotation, biological process: chemokine-mediated signaling pathway; lymphocyte chemotaxis; neutrophil chemotaxis. The coding region runs from base 28 to 318 and encodes 96 amino acids. The record is from RefSeq and is a predicted model, not a curated record.
CCCAGUGCCACCGAGCAGCCCUCCAGCAUGGUGAAGGUGGCCAGGGUGGUCUGUGCCCUCCUUCUCGCGGCACUGUGUUGCCAGAGCCUGGCUCAGAGAGCCCCGGCUGUGCCAGAGAAAUGCUGCUUCAACUUCCAGAUGAGAAGGAUCAAGAGGGACAACAUCGUUGCCUGCUACCCCACCAGCCCCGAGUGCCCACACCAGGCUGUGAUCUUCAGGGUGAGGAACGGGAAGGAGAUCUGUGCCCAGGCGAGCAGGCCUUGGGUGAAGAGGUACCAGCAGAGCCUCCAAGUCAGCUCCUUCUCCAUCCCCAGUUAGCAGGGCUGCCAGAGGCAGCACAGAGAGUCCCCUCCACAGGAGGCAGGACACGGCAAAGGCAACUCCUUUGCAGAGGUGGCUGCAGGGACACCACCUUUGGAUACAGCAGCUCAUUGAGGACCUCCUCCCCAUCACGCUGUCACCAUCACCAUCUCCCCAAAGGCAAAGGGCCUUUGCCAUCCCUGGCAUCCCACCAAGAGGGGAUGUGCCAACCCUAUGGGGUGCUGGGGUCCCGACCCGCUGCCAGCCCCCACGCUCCCAGCCCAGCGUGCCGGCAGCUGCCCGUGCCCCUCGCAGGCAGCAGCAGCCUGGCGGGGAGGCUGCGCUCGCCGGCCCAGCGGCAGCAGAGGGGU